Molecule: messenger RNA, 2402 nt
Organism: Sphaerodactylus townsendi
Lineage: Eukaryota; Metazoa; Chordata; Lepidosauria; Squamata; Sphaerodactylidae
Exons: 5
Coding region: 225-1166 (313 amino acids)
Cellular component (GO): plasma membrane
Source: RefSeq, a predicted model, not a curated record
AGAAGGGUCAGUGAAUAAUACAUACUACUGCCAAAAAAUAGAGAAAGGUGGAUUCAGUCCAGUAAGAAUCUGUGAAACAGCAGCUGGUUUCUGAAAAAAACAAUCCUCCUAAAGCCCUAAAAAUCCAGCCUAUUGUUGCCUGCCCUGCUUUUGAGUGCACAAGAGGAAAACAUGCAUAUAAUAAUUUGAAUAUUCCUGGGAGAACAACAGGAUGUUACAGUAACAUGAAGAAACCAAGGUCCCGAGAACACACAGCCCUUUGCCUACUAGCUUGGAGUUGCCUACAGUUUGCUUUGGGUGAAUCUCUUGAAUCCCCAGCCAGCACCCCUGGAGAGGAGACUAGCAUAAAGACCUUCUUAAGAGAAGCUGCGAAUGGGACCACAACACAGAGCAACUUUUCAGCUCAAUGUGCAGCUCUCCAUCUUCCACGCUAUGGAUUUAUGUACAUUGAUGAGGGCUCUGGCAGCUCCCUGGGCUCAGCUGUCAUCUAUGGGUGCUCAGAAGGAUAUCAGCUUGUAGGCAAUGGAAAGCUGACUUGUUUGCUGAAAGGAGGCAUCCCAUACUGGAGUCAUCCUCCACCGCAUUGUGAAGUGAUCCCAAAGCCGACAGACAAAGGUUUCCAAGUGGCAGUUAUAGCCUCUCUCAUCAGCGGAGUUGUCAUUGUUACCAUGUCCAUCUCAUUUGCUGUUUGCUGCCUGCGAGACAGACUGCUGAGAGGAACUAAAUAUGGAAAUGGAGCCGAUGAAGAGCAACAGCAAAGGAGGAAAUGUAAGGAUGGAAGAGCCAGCUCUAAGCAGGAAAUGGGAAAACAAAGGAGUCACUUUGGGAAACUGAAGCACAAUCGCAGGCUUCACUACAGUACCUCCACCCUCUACAGUUGUGCAUAUCCUGGGGUACUGGCAGGAUGCAGCAACCAGGGAUUUCAAAGGAGUCAAGAAAACCUAGAAAAAGGCGCUCUGCCAUCUUUAUGCUCUGAGAUCCACAUCUUUCCGCAGGUUGUUCUGAAGCCAGACACGGUCCCAUCUACUUCCAUGUUUGUCCACUUACCUCAGAAACAAGGAGACAUUACUUUGACCGUGAAACCCUGCCAUCCCGGUCUUUCCCCAGAUUUGCCUUCUGCUUAUUAUAGAAGAUUUGAAGGACUCCAACUCUUGAGCAAGCAGUGAUGGAGGCAUUUUGAAUUCAAAGAAGUCACUUGGCUAAUUAUAAAUACUAAUGCCUCCAGAUUUUAGCAAGGUCCGUCAUGGUCAUGCAAAGUUCAGUCAGCAUAAAUUGCCCACAGCAAUCUGUUGACUGGGCUCCAAACAUGAGAGGCACAUACCGGUACUUUACAUCAAAUCUAAAACGUGCAACAGAGUAGGAUUAUCUGAACUAUGCAAACUUGUUCAGGACAAAAUGCAAUGAAAAAUGUUUGAUAACGCACACUUAUCUACAUAGCAAUAGAACUCUACAGGAAAAAAAUUGUUUUAACAUGUACUUCCCUUACAUGGAUUGCGGUGGGCUGUAGUCCCAACUUUAUGCGGAGUGCUUUCUGCUGCAAUUUAGAGAAGGCAGGCUGGGCAGGCCAGGAUUAAGCUGCACUCCUUGCUGUUGACUCCAGUUGAAUCCUCUGGGAAGGUAGGAAGCAGAUUUAGAGUAGGGAUGGGACACUGCCCUACACCAUCCCCACCCCACUUCCUAUGGACGUCAUUUCACUAGGACAUCCCAAACUGUAUGUUGAUCCCACCAUGCAACUGAAACAGCUAAUAUGAUGAAUUGAUUCUGAACUAGUUUAAAAAGCUGGAUUACUUGAGGAAAGACACAAGAGGUUAUUAUGUGUAACAUAAGAGUAAAUAUAAAACACAUACGAAAAAGUAGGAUAACCCUCAAAAACUGAUUGCUUUUCCCCCAUGACUUAGCUACAGAUCCCAUCUUCAGACACUAAAUUUCUAACUAGCUGACAUUUGGACUAGCAACAAGUAAUUGACAGAGGCAUAUCGUUAUUGUAAGUGCCAAGCUAUUCACUACCACUAGAUUUUUGCAAGAGGCAGCAUAGUGCAGCAAUUAAGAGUAAUGGACAUUUACAAUUUUCUAUAUUUAGAAAGCUUACCGUAUAUACUGGCGUAUAAGACUACUUUUGAACCCUGGGAAAUCAUCUGUAAAGUCUGGGGUCGUCUUAUACGCCGGGUACGUAGUCUUAUAUGGCGAGUAUAACCCAAACUCUAUAUUUUAACUGGGAAAGUGGAGGGUCGUCUUAUACACCCAGUCGUCUUAUACGCCGGUAUAUACGGUAUAUGCUGCCCCUCCAGAGACCCCUGCUCCAGGCAGCUUACAACUAAGAUAAUAAAAAGGCAUUAAAACAAAAUAGGGCAUAAAAACAUAAAAUACACAGUUAAUAACUUUAAGUGACUCUCAGGGCAGAA